Phaeoacremonium minimum UCRPA7 is the source of this 612-nucleotide messenger RNA. RefSeq lists its product as hypothetical. The transcript has 3 exons. Lineage: Eukaryota; Fungi; Ascomycota; Sordariomycetes; Togniniales; Togniniaceae. The record is from RefSeq and is a predicted model, not a curated record. The coding region runs from base 1 to 612 and encodes 203 amino acids.
AUGGGCGGAUCAGCAGUCACAGAGUUUUACAUCAUACAACUCAAGUCAAAUAGUACCGUCGAUGGAGCUCACGAAGCCUUGAAGAGCGCUAUCGCGGGCGUAAAAAGUGCCGAUGGUUCUCAAAAGGUACUCUUCGGUCGCCAACUAGAAAAUCCCAACGUGGGCGUGCUGUCUGUUGUAUGGAGCUCCUGCGAUGAUGCGAAAGCGAACCAUGCGUCGCCGGCGAGCUUCAGUGCCGUGGCUGACAGCGUCGCCUCGCAUACUUUGAACGCGGAUGCCACGGCCGUCUUGGAGGCCCCCACCACAGAGAUCUUCACCGGCUACGGGGCCGAGACGGGCUUUGCGGAGAAUGUCAAGGACUUCAGCGAGAAGGUCGAUGCCGAGAAACCUGAAGGAUACCUUGGCGCCGUGCACGGAGAGGUGCUGGAGGAGAUCUCUCAGGCACCAGAUGGACCGAAAGGAAAGGCUGUCAAGCUGGUGAUUGGGUGGACGAGUAAAGAUGCUCAUAUCGAGGCAAAGGGAAAGCCCGGUGCUAUUGCAAACAAUAUUGGUCUUUUGAGAGAAUUGCGGUCGGGAGGUGACAUGUUCCACGUGCAGUUCAAGGAAUUGUAA